UGUUGUUGUCGAAGGAGGCGGGUAAAGUUGUCUGCAAAAAGUCCUCCAACUCUCCUAUUUUCGUCUCCUAUUUCGGUCUAAAAGGAGCCAGGAGCGUCGUGAGGGAUCCUAUUUGAAUCAGGAUAUGAUGUUUUAGGAAGGGAACGGAAAGUAAAUCGUCAUGAGUGAGUUUAAAAUCCACCACCAUGUCAGUGAGCUCUUUUCUCUCUUGGGAAUCAGCAAAGACGCAGCUGAAAGAUACACCGAAACGUUGGGCCAGUCGGUACAACACUUUAUCAAUACCCAAGUGUCAGCUUCAAGCGCAGUAAGGAUCUUGGCAGAAAAUGCGCCAGACCCUCAGGCCUUUCUCAGCAAGUAUGAUGAACUGAAGAGCAGAAACGUGCGUGACCUAGAUCCGUUAGUGGUGUUUCUGAGUGGUUUGGUGGAAGACGAAGAGGUGAGGAAGGCAAUAGAAAGUGGCUCCCGGUCGAAGAUGAAGGAAGAGGGCUUGUCGUUUACAACAGUUCCCAGCAUCGUCUCUGAGAUCGAACAUGCAGCGGAGACAAAACUCUCAAAAGACCAGCUCAAUGAGGUUGCGGACCGUUUGCUGCGGGAAUCACAAGUGACACAUGUUCCUAGUGAAGCCAUGCGAGCAGUCGAAAGAGGAGAAAAGAAAAAUACCCUUGGACCUCCGACCCCAAGUUGGCUGGAUAACCGGCCUUAUCACACGUUGGAUUUUGUGCAAGUGGAACACAGGCCGGAUGUUGGGGCCCUUGGCAAGGUGGCAUCGACAUCUCAAGAACAUCAGCUGAUUGAAGACCUGCUGAGCCUCAUGAUGGGGAUAGAAGGAAUGUACAUUACAGUACAGCCUCCUGCUAAACAUUAUGACGCCCCAGAGUUUACUGUCGAUCCAUCUGUUGAACCUUCUCUGAGUGCGUUGGUGAGCCGCAUAUUGCCGUUGUGCGGUCACUACUCUCAGCUGGUGAGGUUUGUGGAGGACAAGAGCUUAUAUCACCACGGAUUGGUAAACCAGGCUUUGGCGGCUGCUCUCACCAGUCUAAUCAAAGACUAUAUGCUUCUAGUAACACAGUUGGAAGCACAACACCAGAGAUGGGCCCUCACUCUGCACAAACUAUGGUUCUACGUGGAGAAAACGAUGGCAGUUAUGGACAUGCUUGCUUGUAUCACCAGAAUAAUUACAAAGUCUGAAGCACAUGGAGGGUCGGUGUUGAGUCUCCUGCACGACCGUACUCUGAGUCUCACAGGAUGCGGACAGCUGCAGGAGGUUAUGGUGUUCCUUACACAGGCAGCUGCUGUGCCCUACAUGAACAUGUUGGCGAAGUGGCUGUACCGUGGGAUUAUCAAUGAUCCUUACAAUGAGUUCAUGGUCGUGGACAGAGAGAGUGGCACGGAAGAGAACGAGGACCAGGACUUGGCCGAUGACUAUUGGGAAAAGAGAUACACUAUCAUUCCCCACAACAUUCCUGCUUUCUUGCAAAUGCAUGCCGAUGUCAUUCUGCGAACUGGGAAAUACCUUAACGUAAUCAGGCAGUCAGACCACAGUGUAGUCUGUCCCGACCAAGAGGAACUUGCCUACAGCAUCAGAGAUCCAUCGUAUACCGAGGUGAUUGAACGGACGUACAGUUUUGCCUCCAAGAGACUUUUGGAGUUGCUAAUGAAAGAGAAGGAUUUGAUGGGGCGGCUGAGAUCCGUUAAACAUUACUUCCUGCUGGACCAAGGAGACUUCGUUGUGCAGCUCAUGAGUCUCUGCGAAGAUGAAUUAAGCAAGAACAUUGAUGACGUUGUCCCCACAAGACUCGAAUCCUUGUUGGAGUUGGCGCUGCGUACCUCGGCAGCUAACAAUGACCUGUACAAGGAUGAUAUCCAGUGUGACUUGCAACCCAUAACACUCAUGAAUCAGGAUUGUUGGAGGAUAUUAAGUAUUGAAACAGAGGAUGAGCGCGAAUAUUACCCACAAGAGGAAAGGCUACAGCUAUCUGGGCUCCAAGGUUUCUCUCUAGGAUACCGAGUGACGUGGCCAGUGUCCUUGGUGCUUGAUCGGAAGACCAUCGCAUGCUACCAGAUGAUCUUCCGCCACCUGUUUUACUGCAAGCAUGUGGAGAGACUUCUGUGCAGAGUCUGGGUUAGCAACAAGGUAGCCAAGAGUUUUCCUUUGUCUGCUUCUCGGACCUAUACGGCAGCUUUCGCUCUGAGACAGCGAAUGUUGAACUUUAUACAGAAUAUAGAGUAUUACAUGAUGUUUGAAGUCAUAGAGAGGAACUGGCGAGACUUCAUUUAAAAAUGCAGAAGGUAUGUAGAAAAUGUAGAUGAAGUGUUAGCAUUCCACAAUGAUUUUCUGAGCGGCUGUUUGAAGGAUUGUAUGCUAACAUCGCCAGAGCUGCUGAGAAUGAUCUCAAAGCUGACGGGAAUAUGUGUCAACUUUGCUAACUUUAUUGAGGAGUCCCCAGAGCCAGCGGCAACCACACAUGAAGAUAGCCAGAGCUUCGAGCAGACUAUCUCGCGCUUUGAGCUUCAGUUCUCCGGGAUGAUUUACACUCUGAUGGAGAAGAUCUCGGAAAUGGGCAGAGACAACUACAAUGAUGCGCUGGUCAAUGUGAUUUAUAG
Penaeus vannamei (Pacific white shrimp) is the source of this 2604-nucleotide messenger RNA. The record is from RefSeq and is a predicted model, not a curated record. NCBI's taxonomy places the organism in Eukaryota, Metazoa, Arthropoda, Malacostraca, Decapoda, Penaeidae.